This is a messenger RNA of Filobasidium floriforme, 1223 nucleotides long. Its product is annotated as emp24/gp25L/p24 family/GOLD-domain-containing protein. The record is from RefSeq and is a predicted model, not a curated record. Bases 241 to 933 code for a protein of 230 amino acids. The transcript is spliced from 7 exons. Gene Ontology annotation, cellular component: endoplasmic reticulum-Golgi intermediate compartment; endoplasmic reticulum; COPII-coated ER to Golgi transport vesicle. Gene Ontology annotation, biological process: endoplasmic reticulum to Golgi vesicle-mediated transport; intracellular protein transport; Golgi organization. Lineage: Eukaryota; Fungi; Basidiomycota; Tremellomycetes; Filobasidiales; Filobasidiaceae.
GUCUCUCUGCACACCGAACAUCCUGCUCUCACGCUCUACAUUCAUUUCGUAUCGGUUCUCGAGCUUCUGAUCACGAUUUCUCACGACCCCUCUGACGUCCCGCUCGAACUAGACGAUUCAACUGGCACAAACACGCACGCACAGCACAUUCCGCAUCGAUCGCGACAUCAAGAGCUACAUUCGCUCAACUCGGACGACAAGAACAAAAAUACAGCGAGACUGAAGUCAAACGAGACGAAAAUGCUCAAAAGAUGCAUGUCUUUUGUAGCGGUGGCUGUGAUAGGGCUGUCGAGCUUGGUCGGGCGGGUAGAGGGAGUCAAGUUUGAGAUGACGGCGAGGGCGUACCCGGAGACGAGUGAGUGCAUCUGGAACUUUGCAAACGCCCACACGCUCGUUAUCGUGACUGCAAACGUCUCACCUGGAACUUCGAGCCCCGCAGGCGGACAGCUCGAUCGGAUAGACGUCGAGAUUGUCGAUGGGAGUCACAAGGGGAACGUCUAUCUCGCCAAAAAGAACAUCAAGGGAGAGACUAGGUUGGCCAUCACGACGCACGAGAUGGCAGAGGUCGGUGUCUGCCUGAGGCACACUCUGGAACCUUCAUCUUCUUCUUUCAGCCAUGGAGAGUUGACGAGGAUCAUCGAUCUCGACGUGGACAUCGGGUCAGACGCCGUAGACUACAACGCUAUCGCCAACCAGGAAUCACUGUCGAUCCUCGAAGUAGAGAUGCUCAAGCUAGAGGGGGUGGUCAAGGAGAUUUCGGACGAGAUGGACUACCUCAAACGGAGGGAAGAGCGGAUGAGGGAUACCAACGAAUCGACUAAUGCUAGAGUCCAGAACUUUGCAAUAUUCACGAUCAUCGUCCUAAUUGCCCUAGGGGUAUGGCAGAUCUUGCAUCUGAGAUCCUUCUUUAAGCGAAAAUACCUGAUCGACUGAAUGUCGCCGAGUGUCGUCCGAGGUUUCGGAAAUGUCGUAACGAUGAUUGUUGAUGAUGCAUGAUCUCACGAAGAAGAAGCGCCCAGACUACCGGCGCAACUGCGCUUCUCCUCAACAGCCUCGAGGCUGGACGGUCGUAUAGAGACAUGUCGGCGUUGACUAUGAGCCAUGAGGGAUAUGCGUUUGUCGAUUUACGUGUUGAUCUUGGCGCGACCUGAUCAGCCCGGGGCUCAUUACGAUCAUCAUACUACUAUUCCCCUCUUGCUACCAUCAUGAUCUAACAAUCCCAU